This is a messenger RNA of Stegodyphus dumicola, 726 nucleotides long. RefSeq lists its product as uncharacterized. NCBI's taxonomy places the organism in Eukaryota, Metazoa, Arthropoda, Arachnida, Araneae, Eresidae. The record is from RefSeq and is a predicted model, not a curated record.
AUGAUCGCUUGGAUUUUCAGGUUUAUCCACAAUUUAAAGAACGAAGAUAAAAACCUAACUUCUGAUGUCUCAGUUGAUGAACUGGAGAAUGCUGAAAAGGCACUUUGUAGAUUGGUACAGAAAGAAUCAUUUACAGGCAUAAAAGAUCGCGCUAUUCGUGCGCUGAGACCAAUCGUAGACCGAAAUGGAAUUUUAAGCGCCCAAACGAACGUCCUACAGCGUCAAGAUAAUGAAAAUUUCCGAUAUCCUAUCAUUUUACCUUCAAAGCAUCUUCUUGUUGAGAGACUAAUUUACGAGGAACAUCUAGAAAUCCAGCAUGCUGGUGUCAGCACUUUAAUGACAAAUCUUAGAGAAAACUUUUGGAUAUUAAAAUCCAGGAAAAGUAUUCGAAAUAUUUAUCAGAAAAUGGUAAGAUGUAAAGAUUUGUUUGUUACACAAAGAGUGGAAGUCAAGUCAGGAUUUCCACCCGAAGACCGAGUCAGAGAAGGAGCGACUUUUGAAGUCGUCGGUGUAGAUCUAGCGAGUCCUCUCUAUGUCCGUGAGGGGUCUAAAGGCCCGUCUACACGUAGCAAUUUUCUCAGCCAACUUAGCUGGCCGACAAUAUCUGAGAUAGCUCGCCUGUCCACACGGAACGAUUUUCUCGUUAGUACAGGAAUUCACUUAGCCAUUCACUGUGAAAGGAAGUGUUCCCGCCCUCUACAGCGUCACACUGUCUACGAUUUGUAA